AAAAAAAGAAGAAGAAAUCAUUGGAUCUGACAUUUGGUGGUUAGAGGUCAAUCGUCAUAAUUUCAGAUUAUAAAUGCUAAAAGAAUCUGAAUAUAUAGAAUAGGGUCAAACUAUUUAUUACAACAUGCUGAUUUCGAGAGGCGUUGGGACUAUCAGAACCCUACAGAAGUUAUGCAAAAAUCAGACACAAAUACAGUAUAUUAGAAACUCUCAUGGUUGGAAUUAUCGAGUUGGACCACCUCCUCCGCCCAAAUUCAUCCAAGUAGGAGCUGAAAUUAUCCAAGGAUUUGCCUGGUGGUGGGUUUUGUGGCAUUUGUGGACCGAGCCAGGACACAUAUUUGGUGAAUUCGAGUAUCCUGAUCCUUCUAAGUGGACCGACGAGGAAUUAGGUAUACCAGCUUGUUAAAUUUUUUCACUUCAACGUAGUAUGUACAAAUAUGAAUGAUUAUACCAUCAUUGUGUA
Messenger RNA from Leptinotarsa decemlineata (Colorado potato beetle), 463 nucleotides. RefSeq lists its product as uncharacterized. Gene Ontology annotation, biological process: mitochondrial respiratory chain complex I assembly. Gene Ontology annotation, cellular component: mitochondrial inner membrane; respiratory chain complex I. NCBI's taxonomy places the organism in Eukaryota, Metazoa, Arthropoda, Insecta, Coleoptera, Chrysomelidae. The record is from RefSeq and is a predicted model, not a curated record.